GACAGACUGGUCRCGUCGUGUAUCCAUACUUCACUAKCUAUACAAAGUUGKAUGAACUGUUGGUUUUUGAAAGUCUUCUCGUUCUCACAUAUAUAAUGAAACGAAAGAUGAACAACUGGAAUCUAACUUGUGGAGUGCUUUUARCAGUAUUUCUAGUUUACAUGGUUAGCUAUCGUAUUUGCAACAAUUUUGCAGUAACACAAGAUCAUCUUUGCAAGAGCGAACAUGAGUUUCAUCAAGGGAAAAUUCAUACACAAAUGCGAGAACUAGUAGUAGCCAAAGAAUCUAAAGAGUCAAGAGAAAGAAAAAUUCAUCAAUAUAGUCUAGAGCUGAAAAAGGCUGAAGAAAGAAUAAAAGAAUUACAAGUGUUAUUAUCAAGAGAAAGGAAAAAAGGUGCAAAAAGCUUCAAUGGGCACAUGUUAGUUCAUCUUGAUCUAAAAGGGGCUCCACCCAAAAUGCCAUAUUUGAUGAAGUUACUGUCUCACUUUAAAGAGUGGGGUGCCACUGGUUUACUAGUAGAAUAUGAAGACAUGUUUCCAUAUUCUGACGAUCUUGAAGUACUAAAGACUAAACAUGCCUACAGUAAAGAUGACAUUACUCGCUUUUUAGAAGAAUGUGAAAAUCAAAAUCUUAUGGUAGUUCCAUUAAUACAAACAUUUGGGCACAUGGAGUUUGUCUUGAAGCACAAAGAGUUUGAAGAUCUUCGUGAAGUAAAAUCGGCUACAGAUUCCAUCUGUCCUAGCAAGAAUGGCUCCUUCCCUUUAAUCAAGAAGAUGAUUGAUCAAGUUCUGCAGCUUCAUCCAAAAAUCAAGUAUGUUCAUGUUGGUGGAGAUGAGGUUUACAGAUUAAAGGACUGUGACUUAUGCAAGGCAGAUAAAAGAUCUAAAAUGAGACUUUUCAUCGAUCACAUGACACGGAUACUUAAGCAUAUCAAUCAGAAGAACCUGAUCCCAUUAAUGUGGCAUGACAUGAUGAGAAUGGCAGAUGUCAAAGAAAUAAAAGAACUCGGUACAUUGAUGCAGCCAAUGGUUUGGUCGUAUGUUACUAAUUUGAAAAAUCACUUUCCCGCAGGAAUGUGGGAGAGAUUCUCAGCUGCUUUCCCAAAAAUGUGGGUUGCUAGUGCUUUUAAAGGAGCUACAAGGCCCGACAGCAAUUACGUGCCCAUUAAUCACCAUCUCCAGAAUAACAUGGACUGGUUGGACGUAAUCCACUCUCUCCCUAAUUCUACUACUAUCGAGGGCAUUGCCUUGACGGGUUGGAGUAGGUAUAAUCAUCACGCUCCUCUUUGCGAGCUUCUACCAGCGGGUCUUCCAUCACUUGCAUUCUGUCUUAAGGCUCUAACCUACGGCGAGAUGAAUGAAAGCUUGAAAAAGGAGGUCGUUGAAAGCCUUGGACUGCCUCAAAAUUUCAGCCUCGAAAUUACACCCUACAAGAGAGAAUACAAAGAUUUGCCUGCAAGUUUCCCAGGUCAUGAGAUUUUCACACUGGUUGGUAACUUGACGAUGGCUCUGGAAGYACCAAAUAAAAAUAGCAAGUCUAUCCAUCUGACGUCACUAAARGAGAAGCUCCAUAACCUGCUUAACCAGAUCUACUACGAAGACACGGUGGAAGAGUGGAUAAGUGACAAAAUAACCGCUAAGAUUCCAAAGCCCAAAUCUUGAGUAAUCCUGACUAGAGUGCUUUUAGUAAGAGCGUGAAACAUUAAUGAUUCUAUUGUGUACUAUUUUAUGCACAGUUUAGUUAGAGUGAUCGCACUUAAUCUGUGCAACUGUACAAACUAAAUAGUGCUAUUUAGUUUUAUUUAGGAAAUCGUGCA
Exaiptasia diaphana is the source of this 1816-nucleotide messenger RNA. RefSeq names its product hexosaminidase D. The record is from RefSeq and is a predicted model, not a curated record. Lineage: Eukaryota; Metazoa; Cnidaria; Anthozoa; Actiniaria; Aiptasiidae. The coding region runs from base 96 to 1661 and encodes 521 amino acids. Gene Ontology annotation, molecular function: hexosaminidase activity. The transcript has 15 exons. Gene Ontology annotation, biological process: carbohydrate metabolic process.